UUAGGUAGCCAUCACUUACUGUGAAAAAAAUAAACAACAAAUUUCGUAUUACCCAAUGCUUCAUUGUUCAUAAGAAGAAAGCCCAAAAUUUGUUUGUUAAGAGUUUUAGCAUAUGGAGUAAAUUUUUUUGCCCUAAUCUUGAUAUUUUGAGCUAUAUACUGUAGACCUUUAAAGUCAAGAACAAGAAGAUGAAGCAGUGGCAGUGCCGGCCACGGCGGCACAUGUGUAAUUGCCAAUUCUACGGCCACAGUAGUGGGUAGGCCAUCGAUCAUUUGUAGUUUGUAGGGAGGCAGUGUACAACCUAAGAGGCGUAGUGUACAUCUCCAUAUAAGCUUGGGGCAGUGGACUACAUCUGAAAUAGAAAGUUGAUUAAAGCACUUUCAAGUUUCACCUCCAAAUACCCUUUGCUCUCUCUGCUGCAUUCACAGUGCGAUUGAAUGUGCUUCUCAUAACUCCAGAGAGAGAGAGAGAGAGAAAGAGAAUGAGAAUGGGAAUGAGAGUGCUUAAGCCAUUGGUGCAUUUGCUAGUCCCACUAUGUGUUCACUGGAUUGCCGAGGAGAUGUCAAAGCCAAUGCUGGUUGAUAUAACCACCAAUGCUCUCUGUGAUGGCCAGUCUUCUUGCUCUCAAUCCACCUACAUCAAUGGGCUUCAACACACGGUUGUUGGAGUACUCAAGAUGGUAGUUGUUCCAUUCCUUGGCCAACUUUCAGAUGAUUAUGGGCGCAAACCCCUUCUCCUCCUCACCUCCUCUACGACAAUUAUACCAUUUGUUUUACUUGCCAUCAACAAGUCAAGGGGAUUCGUGUAUGCUUACUAUGUGAUGCAGACAAUUUCUUAUAUAAUAAGCCAAGGAAGCAUUUUCUGCAUCUCAAUUGCUUAUGCGGCAGAUGUUGUCGAUGAGACUAAUAGAGCGACGGCUUUUAGUUGGAUUACAGGCCUUUUUUCUGCAUCCCAUGUUUUGGGAAACCUCGCAUCACGUUUUCUUCAUGAGGACUACAAUAUUCUUCAGGCUGCAUUGUGCCUGCUGAUAUUUGUUCCGCUUUAUAUGGCACUGCAUCUAGUGGAGACGGUUACUCCGGAUGGAGGAGUUGAACAAAGUUUGCCCUGCCCGAGCAAGGUGAAGAAGUUUUGUCGGGAGCAAUGCUACUGUGUGAGAACCACUCUAGAAGUUGUCGUUAGCAGUCCGACGCUAAAGUGUGCCUGUCUGGUUUCUUUCUUCUACCAGCUGGGAAUAUCUGGCAUCGACAGUGUAUUACCGCAUUAUCUGAAAGCAGCUUUUGGUUUUGACAAAAAUCAGUUCUCAGAUAUUUUGAUGGCAGUGGGAGUGGGUUCAAUUGUCUCUCAGAUGGUCGUGCUUCCACUUGUCAAUCCAUUUGCCGGGGAGAAAGUGAUACUCUGCAUAGCGUUGCUAGCAUCAAUAGUAUAUGCAUUGCUUUAUGGAUUGGCGUGGGCAUCCUGGGUGACUUAUAUAGGUGCAUCUUUCGGAGUCAUCUACAUCCUAGUUAUACCUGCUAUUUAUGCUGUAAUAUCCCGAGCAUCAAGCUCGGAUGAUCAGGGCAAAAUGCUGGGAUUCGUUGCUGGUGUACAAUCACUUGUGAGCUUGUUAUCUCCCAUCGCAAUGAGUCCACUGACUACCUGGUUUUUGUCUGACAAAGCGCCCUUCAACUGCAAGGGGUUCAGCAUCAUAUGCGCGUCUUUUUGCAUGACUGUUGCUUUAUGCUGUGCAUGCACGCUAAAACUGGAAACACCAUGGAAGAAAUUCUCAGAAGAACACGAUGAAGAGAACACCGAAACGCCUCUUCUCUCUUCGUUCCAUUAGCUGGCUACCAUUCUUCAAGAAGAAAAACAAAAGAUGAACAAAAACAAUGUUGUAGUGUGUCUCUUCUGUUUUCAUUUUUGGUUGGUUUUGUAUUAAGAAAAUGGGUACAUUUACCUUAUAGGGUUCUUUUUCGAGUUUGAUAACACUAUAUUAAAAAACUUAAUGAUAUAUUUUGUAACUUUUUCUGUA
This is a messenger RNA of Ipomoea nil (Japanese morning glory), 2008 nucleotides long. RefSeq names its product hippocampus abundant transcript-like protein 1. The record is from RefSeq and is a predicted model, not a curated record. NCBI's taxonomy places the organism in Eukaryota, Viridiplantae, Streptophyta, Magnoliopsida, Solanales, Convolvulaceae. Gene Ontology annotation, biological process: transmembrane transport. The coding region runs from base 482 to 1819 and encodes 445 amino acids. The transcript has 14 exons. Gene Ontology annotation, molecular function: transmembrane transporter activity.